Molecule: messenger RNA, 7619 nt
Organism: Callithrix jacchus (white-tufted-ear marmoset)
Lineage: Eukaryota; Metazoa; Chordata; Mammalia; Primates; Cebidae
Source: RefSeq, a predicted model, not a curated record
AAACGUCAGGUGAUCCGCCGACCUCCGCCUCCCAAAGUGCUGGGAUUACAGGCAUAAGCCACCGCGCCUGGCCGGGACAGAUCUCUUAUCUGAGGCGGGGAGGGGUGGAAACCUUCUGGGCAGUUGUCCCCACUUUAACUCAGGCAAACUCUACAUUUUUGCCUCAGCCUUUUCCUUUUAAACUGACACAUCACUGUCACUGACUUCAUUCUAUGAAAUUGAAUUCUAUGAAAUUGCAUCACUUAACGAAAUUUAUUUAGGUACUCGCUUCGACAGCACAUAUACUAAAAUUGGAAUAAUACAGAGAACAUUGACAUGGCCCCUGCUACAUGCAAAUUUGUGAAAAUUAAAUUUGAAAAAAUAAAAGCUUAAAUUUAUUUGAAACUAAAAAUAUACCAGAGACACUGUACCAAGGGCUGGUGACACAAAUAACAACAGCUAACAAUAACUGUUUUGGGAACUUUCUGGUUUUCCAAAGUAAGAAUUUAGCUCUGUUCUAUAAACAGUAAUUGUUUUGAGGCUCUCAGUUGUAUUAUUUGUAAAAAUGGUAAUGUCAAUGGAUAUUAAUACCUUAUAGAUUGUGGUGAGGAGUAAAUGAAACAAAAUAGGUGAAGCAUCCAAGAAUGCCUGGCACACAGCAGGUGUUGAUUUGUAUUUUAAUUUGAAAAAUAAAAUAGUGAAUAGAAACCUGAAGUUAACUAAUUAAAAAAACUGAAACUAGCAAUCAAGCUUCAAAUGUGAAAAGUAAGUGCAUCAAGAAUCUUGGAGAGGCCAUUUUUUUUUUUUUUUGAGGCGGAGUUUCUCUCAUGUUACCCAGGCUGGAGUGCAAUGGCGCGAUCUCGGCUCACCGCAACCUCCACCUCCUGGGUUCAGGCAAUUCUCCUGGGAGAGGCCAUUUUUACAAAAACUUCUUAGCCCAAGUGAUCCCAGAACUACCUCGACUUCAAAGGGGCCGAGAACUACAAUUCCCAGAAUGCACCUAAAACAAGGCCCCGGGAACGGAGCCCGGCGUUGUUGCGGGGGAUUGUGGGAGGCGUGGUUUCCCUCAGAACUUUUCACCUCCCCAAGGCGCGAGAAUCUUGGAGACAGCCACCAGGCUGGGCGGGGUAAGAGCUGGUGCUCUACCAAUCAUCGAGCCAGCCCCUGGAAGCGCUGAGCUGUGGCCAAUCGGAACGCAGCGGCUUCCGCCUAGCCUGGCGCGCGAUAAUUUGAAGACGCUCACAGAGCGGCUGGAUCUGUUGAGGAGAGCUCGCUCGCCUCUGAGGAAUUCAAUAAAGAAGAUGGCAGCUCUUACUCCAAGGAAGAGGAAGCAAGAUUUUUUGAACUGUGACAGCCUUUUGCUCUUCACUGAAAAUCUGUUUCCAUCACCUAAUAAAAAGCACUGUUUUUAUCAAAACAGUGAUAAAAAUGAAGAAAACCUGCAUUCCUUUCAACAAGGGGGUUUUGCUUUAAGUGCACUCAAAACAUCUGAAAUAAAUAGACUGCCAUCAGCAAAUCAAGGCUCACCAUUUAAAUCUGCUGUGUCCACUGUAUCUUUUUACAACCAAAAUAAGCGGUACCUCAAUCCAUUGGAGAGGAAGCUGAUAAAAGAGAGUAAAGCUACUUACCUAAAAAAUAAUGUUGAAGAUAAAUCUUUUCCCAUCAUGACAGAAAAAAUGCAGGGAAAACCAGUCUGCCCCAAGAAGAACAACAAAAAGCCACAGAAGAGUUUAACUGCUAAGUAUCAACAAAGGUAUAGACACAUCAAGCCUGUAUCAAAGAAUUCUAAAAAUUCCAAGCAAAAUCGAGUGGUCUGUAAGCCAGUUGUGGAGAAAGAGAAUAAUUGUUAUUCAGCUGAAAAUAAUCCCAGUGCUCCUCGAGUUCUAAGCCAAAAAAUAAAACCACAAGUUACACUCCAGGGUGGAGCAGCAUUUUUUGUUAGUAGAAAAAAAUCCUCUCUUAGAAAAUGGUCCAUGGAAAAUGAGCCAUCACUGGGACUCACCCAAAAGAAUAAAUCAGAAUUGAUUGAAGAUUCUGAUGUAGAGACUGUCAGUGAAAAAAAAACACUUAAGACAAGGCAAGUGCCAAAGUGCUUAUUCGUAGAAGAGAAAUUGAACAUUGAACUACUGAAUGCAAGCAGUAAAAAUCAAGAGAAAUUAAUAAAGGACUCAUCAGGUGACAGAGUUUCUUCAAAGGAAUAUGAAGUUGAUAAAAAUAAGUCUUUUCCUUCAGAGGAUUCUCUUGGUAAGAAGACAGUUUCUCCUAAGUCCACUGUCUAUCCAAUCUUCAGUGCAUCUUCAGGCAAUUCAAAAAGAUCUUUAGGUGAAGAACAGUCUUCUGUGGGAUCUGUCAAUUUCUUGAAACAGACCAAUAUUCAGAAAAAUGCUAACACCAGAGAUAUAAGUAAAAAAACAAAAGACCAGCUCAUCAUUGACGCUGGUCAGAAACAUUUUGGGGCUACUGUGUGUAAGUCUUGUGGCAUGAUAUAUACUGCUUCCAACCCUGAAGAUGAAAUGCAACAUGUACAGCAUCACCACAGAUUUCUGGAAGGAAUCAAAUAUGUGGGUUGGAAGAAAGAACGUGUAGUAGCAGAGUUUUGGGAUGGGAAAAUCGUGUUGGUUCUGCCACGUGAUCCAAGCUUUGCUAUCAAAAAGGUAGAAGAUGUCCAAGAACUUGUUGAUAAUGAAUUGGGCUUCCAGCAAGUUAUUCCUAAAUGUCCAAACAAAAUAAAAACUUUUCUUUUUAUAUCUGAUGAAAAGAGAGUAGUUGGGUGUUUAAUUGCAGAACCCAUCAAACAGGCCUUUCGUGUCCUGUCUGAACCAACUGGUCUGCAAUCACCAAACUCUAAAGAAUGUCCUAGGGCUUGGCAAUGUUCAGAUGUGCCAGAACCUGCUGUCUGUGGGAUAAGUAGAAUCUGGGUUUUCAGAUUGAAGAGAAGAAAGCGCAUUGCAAGACGACUGGUUGAUACUCUCAGGAAUUGCUUCAUGUUUGGCUGUUUUCUCAGCACUGAUGAAAUAGCAUUUUCUGACCCGACACCAGAUGGCAAGUUAUUUGCGACCAAGUACUGCAACACUCCUAAUUUUCUUGUAUAUAAUUUUAAUAGUUGAACUGAUUUCAGUUAUAAAGCAGUUACUGUCUCAAUAAGUUCAGAGAGAUCUUUAUUAUAAAAUACUAUUUAAUAUCAGAAAAAUAUCAAGCUCACACUUAGUCACACACACACACGCACACACACAUCACAGUUUUGUUCCUUAUGAGUUGAAAAGUCAGGAAUUAAAUUUGUUGAAAAUUAUCUGGGAUUCAAAGGAAGGAAAAAUCUUGGGGUGAUUUACUGAUUGGCACUCUGAAUUGUUAAUUACAAUUACACUGAUAUUUUGUAGCUAUAACUGGAAAAUUACUUGACUGUUAUGUAAGAACAUUGAUGAAGGAAAGUGAUUUUUGUCUAGAAAUGUGACCUGGUCUUCUACAGAAUACACUCUUAGACCGGAUUAUCUAAUGCCCCAUCAGAAGCAAAGAGGCAAAUUUACACUUGGGCAAGUAAUUUCUAUGCUCAAUUUGUAAAGGGAAUUCCUGAAUUUUUUUUUUUUUUUUUUAAUAGAGGCAGGGGUCUGAUUGUGUUUUCCGAGCUGGAACUUUUGGGCUCAAGCGAUCCUCUGAAAGCACUUAUAGUCGUGGGCCAUCGUACCCAGCAUCAUUCCUGACUUUUCUAUACCAAUUCUUUACUUGGUAGGCACUCAUCUGUACUAACUCAGUUUGAAUAUCUUUAGGAAAUGUUUAGAAUUUCUUUUUUGUAACAAGAUGGUAAGGAAUAAUAUUAUCCUAUUUGCAUUUCUGUAGAGCAGAAAUCUAUAGCUUAAUGUUUAAUCUUUUUGAAAAUAAAAUUAAAUGUUCAUGUGUCAGAUUUAAAAUUAUACUUAAUGAUUGCACUAUUUCAUUACUUUUUUUGUUUGGAAAUAUUGGUAGUACUGCUUUAGGAACUUAUUACUGGCAAUUGAUGUCAUUAACAAAAUGCCUAGUUGGAGUUGAUGAUACAUUUGGCUUCAUUUUCUAAUUUUUUGCUUAUUUAAAAUGCACCUUACUUGUUCUAUGUGGCAAAAGUCUUUACAAAAUAUAUGGUUAUAGAACCAAGGUUAGUAAAUAUACAUAUGCUGGUGGAUCAGAGACCAUGACACUGUAAAUACAACGAAAUGUUCGCACAUUUUGCUCGUAUAAUUCUUGGAUGCUUUAAAAAGGAAAACUGUUCAAAUUGUUCUGAUUCUAAAAAAUCAUUCAACUGCUAGCAAUAAGACUCUAGGCACGUUGUUUUAUAGAUUGUAAUUAUACAUAGGAACUAUUCAUCUGCUUUCAUUUUAUUUGCCUGUAAGUUAACAUGGUUCCAAAAUUUAAAAGCCUGGAUUCCCAAAAGAAUGUGGAAGUAAUUAUGCAAACAUUUUAGUGCUGUUUUCUGCACUUCUGUUUAUUUUUUUAAAUUUUAUUUAAAAAUUUUAAUUAGCAUUUUGCUUGCUUAAUGAUUUUGUGAUCAAUUAAAAUUAUUUAAUAGUUUAGUUUAUACAAGUAAAUCUGAUUUUUUAAAUUAUAUUUUAUCAUUAAAAAUAAUAUAUGUUAACAAAAUUCAUAUAUAGAAAUAGAGAUUGCCAAAAGAAGAGGCUUCCCAUUAUCCUGCUUUGGGUGUAGUGUGUAGUACUUUAGAUUAACUACAUACAUAUGCAGUUAUUUUGCAUCUUGCUUCAUUUCGGUAUGUCUUAGAUAUGUUGUAUUUCAGGAACUUUUUCUAUUUUAAAUAUAAUAACAUGAUUUGCUGUUGAUACUGUUGGCUUGAUUGGGUGGAUUAUUUGUUUUUGUUUAAUUUAACACAUACAAGAAGCAAGUGCACUGAGAAGGUCUCAAAGCAACAAUACCCCAAUGGCAGUGCGCACACCUACCACCCAGAUCUUGGUUGGUUGCUUUCUUUUUUUUCCCCACCCUAGGCGGAAGUGCAGUGGUACAAACAUGGCUCACUGCAGCCUUAACCUCCCAGGUACAAGUGAUCCUCCCACCUCAGCCCCCCUGAGUAGUUCGGACUACAGAAGCAUGUCACCACGCCCAGUUAAUUUUUGUAUUUUUGGCAGAGACAUAGUUUCACCAUGGUGCCCAACUGGUCCUUAAGCUCCUGAGCUCAAGCAGUCCUCCCGUGGUGCUGGGAUUAUAGGUGUGAGCCACCGCACCCAGCCAGAUCUUGCUUACUAAUACCUUCCUCCACAAAAGGACCUGGGGCUCUUUGGAGAACUGGCUCAUUCUAGGGAUAGGGCAAUGAAUGUACAAGAUGAGCCUAAAUCAUCUUGUGCAGCAGUCCCACCUUAUCUGCAAUUUCAUUUCCCACAGUUUGUUACCAAAAAUAUUACAUGGAAAUUUCUAGAAGUAAGGAAUUCAUAAGUUUUAAAUUCUCACCAUUCAGAGUAGUCACAGUGGGUGAUAAGUGCUCAGUUAAGAUGGAAAAGGCAUUAAAUUUGUGGGCAGAAGACAUGCACAAAAACAUUCCGACUGAGGGCAGUCAAGUACUGUCUGUGGUUUCAGGCAUCCUCCUGGGGGUCUUUGUCAUAAUUUGUGCCCAUAUAUAUGUAUGUCUAUUUCUGCUGUUUAUUCUUACCAGUCUUAUAGGUUUUAUUUAUGCCAAUACCAGACUCUGUUAUUGUAAUAUUAAUGUUUCCUAUAUUAUUAGUACAUGGUCCCACCCUUUUUUUUAUUCAGGAAUGUUUUGUCUUUUCUUGGACUUUGCAUUUCCAUUUCCAUUUUAGAAUCAAUUUAUUCCACAAAAAGCCACUAAAAACAAAAAUUCAAAUAAGGGAUUUUAGUGGAAUUCCAUCAGAUCUAUAGAUCAAUUUGGGAGAACUGAUUUUUAGAGUUGGUCAUGUAUUUGAUACUUUUUUUUUGAGGCGGAGUUUGGCUGUUUCUACCUAGGCUGGAGUGCAAUGGCUUACUGCAACCUCUGCCUCCCAGGUUCAAGUGAUUCUCCUGCCUCAGCCUCCCGAGUAGUUGGGAUUACAGGCCACCAUGCCCAGCUAAUUUGGAAUUUUACUAGAGACGGGUUUCACAAUGUUGGCCAGGCUGGUCUUGAACUCCUGACUUCCAGUAAUCCACCCGCCUCAGCCUCCCAAAGUGCUGAGAUUAUAGGCGUGAGCUACCAUGCCCGGCCCAUACUUUUUUUUAAGCCUUUGGAAAAAGUGUUUUAAAUUACAUCUUGUUUCCUGAUAAAUAAAUACAACUUUUAUGUUUUGACUUUGCAUUCAGCAACCUUUCUAAACUUAAUUCUAUUUAUCUAUUUUUAUAUACGUAAUAUCUGUGAAUGAGUUAUAUUUCUUUUAGAAUCUCACAGCUUUUUCGUUCUUACAGUAUUGCAUUUCUAAGAUUGCCAGUCCAGUACAGUGUUGAAUAAAAGCAAUGAUUGUAGAAGAUUAAAUAGGUUCCAGGAGACAUGAAAGAAUGAUCAACAUUUCUCAAACAGCUGCUGAUUAUCUCGUUUUAUGGAGGCAUAAUAAGCUCCUGGAGGCCUUCUACCGAUUCUAAAGAGAAAGAUUUUCUGGGAGUGGCUAGGGCUAUAGUACUGUUCAGUAACAGUGGUAAGAGAAGGCAUCCUGGCUUGUUCCGUACUACGGUAUGAUACCUGCAGGUUCUUCUGUAGACAGCCUUUCUCAAGGUAAGAUCCCCCUUCUAUUUCUAGUUAGCUGAGAGAUUACCUUUUUUUUUGUUAAUCAAAAAUGGAUGUUGGAUUUUGUCAAACACAUUUUCUGUAUCUAUUGAGAUGAUACAUAGUCUUCAAAUUUGUUAAUAUGGUGAUAUUGACUGUCCCCAGCUUUCAAGUAUAACUGACAAUUAUAUAUGUUUAAGGUAUACAACUUUGUUUCAUAUUGUGACCUGAUGGUCAGUCAAGCUAAUUAACAUAUCACUUCAUAUAGUUACCGUUUUCUUAUUGUGUGUGUGAGAAUACUGAAGAUCUACUCUCAGCAAAUCUCAAGUGUACAGUAUUGUUAACAAUGGGCACAAAGUUUCCAUUAUGCAGGAUGAGUAAGUUCUGGUGACCUAAAGUACAGCAUAAUGAGGACAUUGAUUCUGGAAUGUUAAACUUUUCCUUUCUGGACUGAGUCCUAGUUGGUUAAGAUGUAGUGUCCUUAUGUACUGUUGGACUGAAUUGGCUAAUAUUUUGUUAAGGAUUUUGAGAUCUGUGUUUGUGAACGAUAUUGAACUAUUAUUUUUUAAAUUCUGGGUACAUAGCAGGUAUACAUGUUUAUGUGUUAAUGAGAUAUUUUGAUACAGGCAUGCAGUGCACAAUAAUUGUAUCAGGAUUGAUGGGAUGUACCAUAAUAUGUUGGGUUUUCCUAUUAGAGUUAUGUUUAUCUCAGAACAAACUGGGCAGUAGUCCCUAUUCCUCUAUUUUCUGAGAAAGUCUGUAAAAUCGGUGUCAUUUCUUCCUUGGAUAUUUGGUGAAAAUCAACAGUAAAAUAUCUGGGUCUUGAGUUUUCUUUGUGGGGAUGUUUUUAAUAGACAUAGGGCUACUUGGAUUUCCUAUUCUUAUAUUAAUUUUGGUAAAUUGUAUUUUUCAAAGAAAUUGUCAUCUUUUCAUCUACGUUGUUGGAUUUAUAGCCAUAACCCUGUUUGUAAUAGCCUAA